Molecule: messenger RNA, 1275 nt
Organism: Cladophialophora carrionii CBS 160.54
Lineage: Eukaryota; Fungi; Ascomycota; Eurotiomycetes; Chaetothyriales; Herpotrichiellaceae
Exons: 1
Coding region: 1-1275 (424 amino acids)
Molecular function (GO): agmatinase activity; metal ion binding
Source: RefSeq, a predicted model, not a curated record
AUGGCGCUCAGUCUCGAGCUGAAUUUGACCCUCCUCGUCAUCCUGCUCUCGCUCCGUGCCAUCACCGCGCACUCCCACUCCCAUCAUGAUACAGCCUCCUCGGAAGAAGAACCACCGCUGUCCUUCUCAGUGGGCCCGAACUACCCCUACGCGCUCGAAGACCUGGAUAAAGACCUUCCUUUCUCUCAACCGGUCACUUUCGCCCACCUUCCCUGGCACCGGUGCUUCUCGGCCAGCCACACUUCUCCGCUCGACAUCGCAAUCGUAGGCUUUCCCUACGACACGUCUACAUCGUACCGCCCCGGCGCCCGCUUCGGGCCACGAGGCAUCCGCGCUGCCAGCUCGCGCGAGAAAAAGGGCCGCUCGUACAACACGGUAUGGGGCAUUGACCCCUUCACGGACGGCGGCCUCAACAUCGUCGACUGCGGCGACAUCCCCAUCACGCCCUUCGACGCCCAGCACGCGUUCCGCCAAAUGGAGCAAGGAUACCGCCAGAUCCUCUACCACAACACAUCCACGUCCACGUCCACGUCCAACGCCUCUAGUAGUAUGAGUAGCCUGAACGAGUGGUCCCAUCCCCGCAUUCUAAGCCUGGGAGGCGACCACUCGAUCGUGCUCCCCGUCCUCCGCUCGCUGAAGACCAUCUACGGCCCCAUCAGCGUGAUCCACCUCGACUCGCACCUCGACACCUGGGACCCCUACGCCGGGUACACGGGCAUCGUCAGCGAGCAGUCGGCCAUCACGCACGGGACCUUCUUCUGGCACGCGGCGCGCGAGGGCUGCAUCGCCAAGGGCAGCUCCGUGCACGGCGGCCUGCGCACCAAGCUGUUCAGCCCCGCCGACUACGAGACGGACAAGCAGGUCGUCGGAUUCGAGCUCAUCGAGGCGCACGAGAUCGAUGACGACCCGCGCGGCAUGAGCGGCAUUGCCGCGCGUGUCAAGUCCAUCGUCGGCACCACGAACCCUGUGUAUUUGAGCAUCGACAUCGAUGUCCUGGACCCGAGCAUCGCGCCCGCGACGGGCACGCCAGAGUCCGGUGGCUGGACGACGCGCGAGGUCAAACGGUUCAUCAAGGGUCUCGAGGGGAUUCGGCUGGUCGGCGCUGACGUAGUCGAGGUGAGUCCCCCGUAUGAUACGGUCGCAGAGGUGACCAGCGUGGCGGCGAGUGAUUUGCUGGUGGAUAUUAUGGCGUUGAUGGUCAAGGAUUCGCUGGGGAAGGCGGACGGGAAGGAUACAGUGGGUGACGGAGAGGUGAGGAGAAAGGAUGAACUGUAG